UUCCCUUCCGCCGACUGAUCCCCAUUGCCCGUAUUGGCCCAGAACGGCUCAUAAACUGUGCCAUCGGGCUGUGCGUUGGCUGACUCCGUAUGUCAGUCUGUACCGGCUCGCGGACUCCGGUCCGGAUGUAGCUCCCCGCUUCGCUUUGGCUUGAGAUUUUCUUUAUUUUCAUUUGCACAGUUGAUUUCACAGGGUCUAGGAUGUCGAGAUGGAGAGUGAACAUCCCGACAGUAAGGAGCCAGAAAAUGUGAACUGCUCAGAGGUGCAGACAGCUGAUAGCCCCGAUGAGACAGAUGAGCUUACUCAAGAUGAGCAAGAUUGCAGAGCAGGAGAGUCGUGGACUGCUACAGGAAGUGACGUCACCCUCGACACCUCAAAUGGACCCUCUGGGCCAGAGCCACCAGACAUGGGAGGAGAGGAUAUUUCAGAAGGAGAAUCAUUAAUUUGUGUAGCUGGUGAUGAGGAACCGGAGCAGGUUUGUAAUAAAAAAGGUACCGAUGAUGAGGACGACCAACCGGAGAACGUCUCGGACUCGGCCUCUACCGACAACACCCUGGAGGACUCCAAUGAAUUUGUAGUGACUAUGCUGGGCAGAGGAAAGUUGGAGGACGAUGUCCCCGAGCCUGAGGCCGGCUCGCCGACGUUGACUGCUUCUUCAUCCCAUCGAGACGAAGACGUGACGGGGGAGAGCUGGCGGAUGCACCGAAAGCACGUCUUUGUGCUGAGCGAGGCAGGAAAGCCUAUCUACUCUCGCUAUGGCAACGAAGAGGCGUUGUCCUCCACCAUGGGAGUCAUGAUGGCGCUGGUGUCUUUUGUCCAAAGUGGUGACAACACGAUCCGCUCCAUCUACUCAGAUCGGAACACUGUGGUGUUCAUGCAGCAGGGACCCUUGGUGCUGGUGUCCGUCUCCUCGACCCGUCAGUCGGAACAGCAGCUGCGCAGCGAGCUCAUGUAUGUCUACUACCAGAUUAUCAGCAUGCUCACGCAGGCCAGCAUAGCCCGCAUCUUCGAGCGCAAAAAGAACUAUGACCUGCGACGACUACUGGCCGGCUCUGAGAAGAUCUUGGAUGGCCUCCUCAACCUGGUGGACACCGACCCGAGCUUUUUUCUCUCGGCUGUGCACUGCUUGCCGCUGGCCUCCUCCCUCAGAGACUCCCUUAGCCAGAUCCUCCAGAAGGCCAUCACACCCAACUUGGUCUUUUCUAUUCUUAUAGCUAAGAACCAGCUACUGACCAUUGUUCAGGAGAAGACGGUCAUCGAAGACGCUAGGCUGGAGCCGGCUGAUCUCCACCUCCUGCUCAAUCUCAUAGGGGCUUCCUCUGCUUUUCAAGCCGGGGAGAUCUGGACCCCCAUCUGCCUGCCCCUUUUCAACCCUGACUGUUAUUUCUACGCCUAUAUCUCCUACCUGGACCCCCCAGAAUGCACUGUCUGCUUGCUUCUGCUCUCCACGGACAAGGAGGCCUUUUAUGCAGUAGCAGAGUGCAAGAGGAAGAUUGACGAAGGCAUGCGAACUCAGAAUGCGCUGCGCUCCAUUGCUAAAGCCCAGCCCUACAGCGCCAGCCAAGUCGGGGUCUCGGACCUGCGGCAUUUCAUGUACAAGCCCUUUGAUGUGCCGGACAACUUUCGCCAGCUCACACAGUUCACCAGCCCAGAGAUGGAGGCCCCUUACAACAGCGAGGAGGAGAGGAUGAGGCUUCUAGACCUGUACCGCUAUAUGCACAGUCGCAUUCACAGCACCUCGCGGCCCCUCAAGCUCAUCUAUCACGUGGCUGAGAGAGAGACGCUGCUUGCAUGGGUAACCAGUAAAUUUGAACUGUACACCUGCUUCAGCCCUCUGGUGACAAAGGCUUCUGCCAUAAAUGCCAUAACCAAGUUGUUACGAUGGAUCAAGAAGGAGGAGGACCGUCUCUUCAUCAGAACCCCCCCGAAGUACUCCACUACCCCUAACCCCAGCAAGAGCUCUCGUGGGAGUAAGGGUGGCUCUGAGAGGCAGGAUAAUGCUGAAAAUGGUUUCUUGUCCCUCUUGUAGGACCCUGUUCUCCGACAAUGCCCAUUACAGCCUUGGAGUGCAUGUCAUUUAUGAAAACUCCAGCCAGUCAACAUGUAGUCGUAUAUUUUUCACAUGUGCAACCGAUUUACUUAAGAUAUUCAUUUCUUUGACAAGUUUGUCUGUUUAUGUCGAAAAUGUUCUCAAAACAGGGUAUAAACUGUUAGAGUAGGUGGAGGGGAAAAAAAAUCUUGUCAAGAAAAUAAUGUUGGUUUGUAAAUAUACAGUGUUGCUACAGGGGUCAGCUGUGUUUUGAUAGGAUUUUAUUAUAUUGUAUUGCUAUACACAUACUGCUCCACUUCCAGGUGAAACUUUGAAUGCAAGAGUGCAUAAAUGCUUUACCUUUCUAAAAAAUAUAGUUUUGCUUCAGCUCAAAACAAACAUUUGUCUUUUAAACAUGGAAAUGCUCUGUACAGUGUUUUAUACACAUCUAGGAAGAGAAGGAUCACUCAGUACUUCCACACUACCAGGUUCCUCCAGUAUUUUGUCCCAGGUGAUAACUUUGUUACAUUUAAACAGACAUUCAGAUUUACGUUGACAUUCUGAGUAAAUAUGUAGCGAGAUUGCGUGUGGUGGUGUUUUAUCAUUAUCGCUAUUGUGCAGCGCUGAAGUGUCUGUUAGAGCGCUCUGAUAGUUACAAACUGAAAUAGCUUUGGAAUGAAUCAGGUGUGUAUCUGUCAUUUUCAUGUUGUACUGGAUAAUUUUCUUGUUGCUCCCAUUCAUUUUGUGUGUUUAAAUAUGAAGUUUGCUGCAUUCUGAAUGAAGCAUUUGUAAAAUACAUUGAAAGGCAACUUGUGCAUCUUUGAAUGGAAGAUUAAAAUGCCCAAAUACAGAGUUCUAAAGAUGUUUUUAAAAUGAUUAUUUCAGUCUUUAGCUGUACACUGGCAAUUGUACAUUUUUUUUUUUUCAUGCCCCAUGCAGAUAUUUAAUAAGUAGAGAAAUUGCCCUUUGUUUGAAGAAAUUUGAUUAUUUUGAAUAACUAAAGACCUUAUGUCAUUUUUGACUAUAUUGCGGUAAUUCAGGGAAUGUUAUUAUUGAGGCUUUUUAAAUAUUUUGACAGUGAAUGUGUGGAGUGGGGCUGCUCAAAUAAAUCUCCCAUGUUCCCUGGU
Messenger RNA from Scleropages formosus (Asian bonytongue), 3156 nucleotides. RefSeq names its product MON1 secretory trafficking family member Ba (gene mon1ba). The coding region runs from base 209 to 2029 and encodes 606 amino acids. The transcript is spliced from 6 exons. Gene Ontology annotation, cellular component: Mon1-Ccz1 complex. Lineage: Eukaryota; Metazoa; Chordata; Actinopteri; Osteoglossiformes; Osteoglossidae. The record is from RefSeq and is a predicted model, not a curated record. Gene Ontology annotation, biological process: protein targeting to vacuole; vesicle-mediated transport.